GCUGGGAGUGGGCGGAGGGAGCCGCGCUAUAAAAGCGGGUGUGAGCGGGGUAGUCGCCAUUCCCGGAGCCGAGAGAGAAGCAGCCGUGUUCUGACUGAGAGAGAGAGAGAGAGAGAGAGAGAUUUUCACAACCGCCGAUUACCGAUACUGAUAGCGGACAUGCAGAUCUUUGUUAAAACCCUGACAGGCAAGACCAUAACACUUGAGGUUGAGCCCAGUGACACCAUUGAAAAUGUCAAGGCUAAAAUUCAAGAUAAAGAAGGCAUUCCACCUGACCAGCAACGUUUGAUCUUUGCUGGUAAGCAGUUGGAAGAAGGACGCACACUAUCUGACUACAACAUCCAGAAAGAAUCAACUUUGCAUUUGGUGCUUCGUCUGAGAGGGGGCAUGCAGAUCUUUGUGAAAACCCUGACUGGCAAGACCAUCACCCUUGAAGUGGAACCCAGUGACACCAUUGAAAAUGUCAAAGCAAAAAUUCAGGAUAAAGAAGGAAUCCCACCUGACCAGCAGCGUUUGAUCUUUGCAGGCAAACAACUGGAAGAUGGUCGCACACUAUCUGACUACAACAUCCAGAAAGAAUCAACUUUGCAUUUAGUGCUUCGUCUGAGAGGGGGCAUGCAGAUCUUUGUGAAAACCCUGACUGGCAAGACCAUCACCCUUGAAGUGGAACCCAGUGACACCAUUGAAAAUGUCAAAGCAAAAAUUCAGGAUAAAGAAGGAAUCCCACCUGACCAGCAGCGUUUGAUCUUUGCAGGUAAACAACUGGAAGAUGGUCGCACACUAUCUGACUACAACAUCCAGAAAGAAUCAACUUUGCAUUUAGUGCUUCGUCUGAGAGGGGGCAUGCAGAUCUUUGUGAAAACCCUGACUGGCAAGACCAUCACCCUUGAAGUGGAACCCAGUGACACCAUUGAGAAUGUCAAAGCAAAAAUUCAGGAUAAAGAAGGAAUCCCACCUGACCAGCAGCGUUUGAUCUUUGCAGGCAAACAACUGGAAGAUGGUCGCACACUAUCUGACUACAACAUCCAGAAAGAAUCAACUUUGCAUUUGGUGCUUCGUCUGAGAGGGGGCAAUUGCUAAACUACUGUUGUACUUUGCUUCAUUGUUGUUGGUAGUCAUCUUGCCUCUAGCUUAAAAGUUCAUUAAAGUGUGUUCCCAUGUCAUUCAAAAUAAAAUUGUUGCAAGCUUA
Messenger RNA from Carcharodon carcharias (great white shark), 1189 nucleotides. Its product is annotated as polyubiquitin-B-like. The transcript has 2 exons. Gene Ontology annotation, cellular component: cytoplasm; nucleus. Bases 160 to 1080 code for a protein of 306 amino acids. Gene Ontology annotation, biological process: protein ubiquitination; modification-dependent protein catabolic process. Lineage: Eukaryota; Metazoa; Chordata; Chondrichthyes; Lamniformes; Lamnidae. The record is from RefSeq and is a predicted model, not a curated record. Gene Ontology annotation, molecular function: ubiquitin protein ligase binding; protein tag activity.